AUUAUUCGAGUGGAGGGGGACGGAUUGGAGACACCGAACUUGAAGAAACUUGACUUCUCCUCGAAUUCCCUGACCUCUAUCCCAACCCUCAAAUUUGGCAGCCUCGAGAUACUGCAUCUUGGGUUCAAUAAGAUUACUCAAAUGGAGGGAGACGGAUUGGAGACACCGAACCUGAAGAAACUUGACCUAUCCUCGAAUUCUCUGACCUCUAUCCCAGCCCUCAAAUUUGGCAGCCUUGAGAUAAUGGAUCUUCAGAAAAAUAAGAUUACUCGUGUGGAGGGACACGAAUUAGAGACUCCGAACUUAAAGGAACUUGACCUCUCCUCGAAUUCCCUGACCUCUAUCCCAACCCUCAAAUUUGGCAGCCUCGAGAUACUGCAUCUUGGGUUUAAUGAGAUUACUCGAGUGGAGGGAGAUGGAUGGGAGACACCGAACUUGAAGGAGCUUGACCUCUCUGCGAAUUCUCUAACCUCUAUCCCAGCCCUCAAAUUUAACAGCCUUGAGAUAAUGGAUCUUCAGAAUAAUGAGAUUACUCGUCUGGAGGGACACGAAUUAGAGACUCCGAACUUAAAGGAACUUGACGUCUCCUCGAAUUCCCUGACCUCUAUCCCAACCCUCAAAUUUGUUAGCCUCGAGAUACUGGAUCUUGGGUUUAAUAACAUUACUCGAGUGGAGGAUGAAAGAUGGAAGACUCCGAACUUGAAGAAACUUGACCUCUCCUCGAAUUCCCUAACCUCUGUCCCAGCCCUCAAAAUUGACAGCCUCGAGAUACUGUAUCUAAGGUUUAAUAAGAUUACUCGAGCGGAGGGAGAAGGAUUGGAGACUCCGAAAUUAAAGGAACUUGACCUCUCCAUGAAUUCUCUAACCUCUGUCCCAGCCCUAAAGUUACACAGCCUUGAGAUAAUGGAUCUUCAGAAAAAUAAGAUUAUUCAAGUGGAGGGACACGAUUCAGAGACUCCGAACUUAAAGGAACUUGACAUCUCCUGGAAUUCUCUAACCUCUGUCCCAGCCCUCAAAUUUGGCAGCCUCGAGAAUCUGCAUCUUGGGUUUAAUAAUAUUACUCGAGUGGAGGGAGAUGGAUGGGAGACUCCGAACUUGAAGAAACUUGAUCUCUCCUGGAAUUCUCUAACCACUGUCCCAGCCCUGAAGUUACACAGCCUAGAAAUACUGAAUCUUGGAUCUAAUAAGAUUACUCGAGUGGAGGGAGACGGAUUGGAGACUCCGAACUUGAAGAAACUGGAUCUCUCCUCGAAUUCUCUAACCUCUGCCCCUGGCCCAAAGUUAGGCAAUCCCAUCUAUUGCGACUGUGUAGCUGCUUGGCUUGUAGUUAAUCAGAAUUUCCUCGACAGAGUGAGAGUGAUAUGUAACAACGGAACGAAAUGUCAAGAAUUGGACUUGGAUGCAAUGAAAAGUUGUCCCGCUCCAUGUCCAUACAUGAUAGUUGAUGCCACUCUACCUGAAGAGGUUGGCAAAAACAACACAGAAUGCAUUAAACACGGUAGGUAUGAGACUGGAACCGUUGUAGAAUACGAGUGCAACCAGUAUUACAUUCUGAAGGAAUCCCGGCGUCGGAUUUGCAAAACGAACGGACAAUGGAGUGGAAGAAAUCAAUUCUGUGAGCCGGGUGGAAAACCUUCAGGAAUUGGAAAGUGGCCUUGGCAAGCUGCCAUUUAUGACAUCAAAAAUGAGCUCCUCAUUUGCGGAGGGGCUCUCAUACGAGAAGACUGGGUUCUGACCGCCGCUCAUUGCCUCGCCGUGGAUGGUACUGCACGACUUCGACCCAAGGAUGAGUUCCUCGUAUAUUUAGGAAAACAUUAUCGUAAUGACUCCUUGGACGACGAAUUUGUAGAGAAGAGAAAGGUUUCUACGGCUAUCCUUCAUAGUGGCUUCAACCGAUACAACUUCGACUCUGACAUUGCCUUGUUGAAACUAAGCCACCCAGUAGAGUUGACCGAGCGGGUGCAAUUGAUAUGCCUCCCGACAUAUCAGUUCCUUCACUUCUCCGAAGCAAAUCUUGAGGAUGGAAAUAUAGGAUGGGUGGCUGGUUGGGGUGCAAAUGGUUCGGAUAUCCCCAGUGAUGUAUUGACGGAGAUUGAAAUUCCAGUUUUAUCAAAUGUCAACUGUCUUAGAGAGACCAUAAAACGAAAGGGGAAAGGCGCCACACAAACACUUAACUCGCAGUCUUUUUGUGCCGGCCACGACGAGGAAGCUUCUAAAGAUUUCCAAUUGGUGUGUUCCGGGGAUUCAGGAAGUCCGAUGGUCUUCUAUACUCAGGCCUUGAGGCAAUGGCAGAUUGAAGGAAUCGUGAGCCACUAUCUCGGCAAGAAGCGCUGCUCCAUGAUGCUUCCAGGCGAAUAUGGCAUUUUCACUAGAGUCAACCGGUUUCUGGAUUGGAUUCUUCCAAAGAUUGAGGACGCACGAUGAGGACCCUCUGGUUAUUCUCGAGAAUGUCAUGAGUUUCACUCAUAACUUGUACUAUGCAAAAUAAACAAAAAAAAAACAUUAUUCACGUUAAAC
Messenger RNA from Darwinula stevensoni, 2517 nucleotides. NCBI's taxonomy places the organism in Eukaryota, Metazoa, Arthropoda, Ostracoda, Podocopida, Darwinulidae. The record is from the annotation of a GenBank genome assembly.